GCGCAGGCGCGCCGUGGAGGGGCGGGACUCUUGCCCGCGUCUCUUCUUCCAACUGCAGUUUGAAGCAGCGCCAUUUUGAGCAUUCGGCUACCGCGGGCGUGAUUGCCGGGAGGCUGGGCUCUCCUCCGUUACCUGGCUUUCCUUGCUUCGUUUCCAUAGAUACAUGUGAAGACGUGUGUACAUUGACGUCUAGGCCGCAUCCAGCAUCCCAAGCGAACUUGCUAAGAUGAUGUUAAGAGGAAACCUGAAGCAAGUACGUAUUGAGAAAAAUCCGGCUCGUCUUCGCGCCCUGGAGUCGGCGGCAGGAGAGAGCGAACCGGUGGCCGCGGCGGCCAUGGCGCUGACGCUGGCCAGCGAGCAGGCGCCGCCACCCGCGCCUUCAGAGGAGCACCCGGACGAGGAGAUGGGCUUCACCAUCGACAUCAAGAGUUUCCUCAAGCCGGGCGAGAAGACGUACACGCAGCGCUGCCGCCUCUUCGUGGGUAACCUGCCCACCGACAUCACGGAGGAGGACUUCAAGCGGCUCUUUGAGCGCUAUGGAGAGCCCAGCGAGGUCUUCAUCAACCGCGACCGAGGCUUCGGCUUCAUCCGCCUGGAAUCCAGAACACUGGCUGAAAUUGCAAAAGCAGAGUUGGAUGGCACCAUACUGAAGAGCAGACCUCUCCGAAUUCGCUUUGCUACACAUGGAGCAGCCCUUACUGUCAAGAACCUUUCUCCAGUUGUUUCCAAUGAGCUUCUAGAGCAAGCAUUUUCCCAGUUUGGUCCAGUAGAAAAAGCUGUUGUGGUUGUGGAUGAUCGUGGUAGAGCUACAGGAAAAGGUUUUGUAGAAUUUGCAGCGAAACCUCCUGCACGAAAGGCUCUGGAGAGAUGUGGUGAUGGGGCGUUCUUGCUAACAACAACACCUCGCCCAGUCAUUGUAGAACCCAUGGAGCAGUUUGAUGAUGAAGAUGGUUUACCAGAGAAGCUAAUGCAGAAAACUCAACAGUACCAUAAGGAAAGAGAACAGCCACCGCGGUUUGCUCAGCCUGGGACAUUUGAAUUUGAAUAUGCAUCUCGAUGGAAGGCUCUUGAUGAAAUGGAAAAGCAGCAGCGUGAACAAGUUGAUAGAAACAUCAGAGAGGCCAAAGAGAAACUGGAGGCAGAGAUGGAAGCGGCUAGACACGAACACCAGUUAAUGCUAAUGAGGCAAGAUCUAAUGAGACGUCAAGAAGAACUCAGACGCUUGGAAGAACUCAGAAAUCAAGAACUGCAGAAACGGAAGCAAAUACAACUGAGACAUGAAGAGGAACAUCGUCGUCGAGAGGAAGAAAUGAUCCGACACAGAGAACAGGAGGAGCUGAGGCGACAGCAGGAGGGCUUUAAACCAAACUAUAUGGAAAAUAGAGAACAGGAAAUGAGAAUGGGUGAUAUGGGUCCCCGAGGAGCAAUAAACAUGGGAGAUGCAUUUAGCCCAGCACCAGCUGGUACCCAAGGGCCUCCUCCAAUGAUGGGUAUGAAUAUGAACAACAGAGGAACUAUACCUGGCCCACCAAUGGGUCCUGGUCCUGCCAUGGGACCAGAAGGAGCUGCAAAUAUGGGAACUCCAAUGAUACCAGAUAAUGGCGCAGUGCACAAUGAUAGGUUUCCCCAAGGACCUCCAUCCCAGAUGGGCUCGCCUAUGGGAAAUAGAACAGGUUCUGAAACUCCCCAGGCACCAAUGAGUGGUGUGGGGCCUGUGAGUGGUGGUCCUGGUGGCUUUGGUAGAGGGAGUCAAGGGGGCAAUUUUGAAGGCCCCAAUAAGCGUCGGAGAUAUUAAAUAUUCUUUCAUUCCUGACUGUUUAGAAAAAAAUUCAGUGGUAUGCCUUUAUACCUUGUCUGUUACUUAGGAGAAAUGGUUUUACUGUUAAUGUAUGUAGACUGAAGUUUUUCUUUUGUAAAACUUGAGGGUUUUUUUUUUUUUUUUUUUUUUGUAUUUUCUUUAUUCAUAAGCUUUGUAGAUUAGCUUAGUGAAAAAGAUGCCCAUCAUUGUGAAUGUUGAAAUGUGUUUGUGACCUUAGCUAAGGAUAGCUAUGUGGCAUUAUUAAAUCUAUGUAGUUAAUCUCAAUAAAGAAAUGCUUUUGCCUAAUUUAAAAUGUUCUUAGUGGUGUUCCCUCAUGACCUUACAAAACUUGCUGUGGUUGCUUUAGCUAAUCCUACCUAUUUAAAAGUAAAAAUAAUUUUGCUUUUCUGUUUGUUCCCGUACCCCUUAAGUUAGGCCGUUAGUGUAAGCUGAUGUCAAUAAGGGGUAAAUACUGUAGUAUAUUAGUGGGUGGGAGGCAUGGGGGAUGAGAUUGUAUAAACCAUAGAUCCUGUGUAAAGUUAGAAUUGUUGCUUACCUUUCCUAUAGGUUCUCACUAUUCAUAUAUUCUGAGAAAAGUUAUUGAGGAUAUCUUUGUUCUGUGCUGAUUUUUCCAAAUAAAUCUUUUGAAUCUUAAAAAA
This is a messenger RNA of Arvicanthis niloticus (Nile rat), 2457 nucleotides long. RefSeq names its product paraspeckle component 1 (gene Pspc1). The record is from RefSeq and is a predicted model, not a curated record. NCBI's taxonomy places the organism in Eukaryota, Metazoa, Chordata, Mammalia, Rodentia, Muridae. Gene Ontology annotation, molecular function: RNA binding.